UCUUUAGAACUCAAACUUUGCUUUUACUUGAGUGGCAGAGGGAGGAGAGGAAUCCGAUGGAGAAGAAGAGAGAGAAGAACAAAUCCAAAUGGAACAACAAUCACAUCCGCCGCCGGAAUUUGGGGGUCGCCGUCGAGUUCCCCAAACACCUCUAGCAAGACAGGUCUGUAGAAACGAAAUAGAAAAAUACAUCACAUCAUGGUUGCUCAUAGAAACAGAGUAAAACAGAGUGACUCUGUUUUUCCUUUUCUUUUUUUCAAAUCUCAAUCGGAACAGAGACAAAGAGCUGGAAGAAUGACGGUGAACGAUUUGAAAGAAUAUCUUCACCUUCCGAUCAGCGAGGCAGCGAAGAAGAUGAACCUUUGUCUCACAGUCGUCAAGAAAAUCUGCCGCCGGAGUGGGCUCCGCCGCUGGCCUUACAGGAAGGUGAAGAGUUAUCAGAGGAAAAUGGGAGCUUUAGGGACGAGAUUGAGAUCGAGAGAUGCAGAGACGAGGGCCAGAGCUGAGGCUGAAAUGGAAAGGCUUCGCCAAGAAUUGGCUCAGUUUUGUGCCGGAAUUGUACCUGAUUAAAACGCCGACGUUUUUGUUCAUUUGCAAAGGAGCGUUUGUGGGAGGAUCGAAGAAGAACUUCCUCCUCCAUCCUUCGCCGCAAGAAGCCAUGGAGGAUUGGGACGAGACGAUGCCGUUACCUGGAGAUGUAAUUGAAGGGGUUGCAGAAGGCGAUAAUGAUGAGCUGUUUGUUUCGGCCAAGGCCAAGGCUGAUCUUAGUUCGCAGCUGGGCAGGAUCAACCAGCAGUUCGAAGUUGUGUGGUUGAAGGUGAAGCGUGGAGAUGCCACACUUAAGCUUCGAGCACGCAUCAUUCAAGAGAAGGCAUCAAUUUUGCAAAGAAAAUUCACCAUUCGAGCGGCAACUGAUGAUCGACAUGUUGCAGUACUAGGGGAUCUCACCCUAGACCAGUGCUCUGAACUGCAGGAAAUGAGUAGAAGAAUAUCAAACCUGAAUGGUGGAGAAUUUAACAGAAGAGGUGUGAAGUAUGAAUGGAGCAAGAAACUCGACCAGAAUCUUCCUGAUCAUCGUUCGUCAAUCAUAAGCUCCAUCCUGUUCAUGCCAUUGAAAGGCGAGCACUCCCUGGAGGCCACGACUAGCCGGUGUAUGGCCUGGUUUUGUGCUGCAGUUUCUUCAGGAGCACCUCUGGUGUUUGUCAAUAUUCAAUCGGAACAGAUAGUUAAUAAGAAAAAUAGGAACACAGGAAAAGAAUCAUGGUGGAGCAAGCAACAAAACAACACUCCAAACCUGCGGGUUGUGCAUGGAAUAAGGCUAUGGUUUCUGCCUGGCGUAUCAGAAGUUGGACUUGAAAUGAUUCCUGCACCGGGGGAUGUUCGUUUCGGGAUGGAUAUACAAAGAACUGAAGAGGGUUUCAUCUGUGUCAGUUCGGUGACAAAAGGUUCUGCGGCUGACCGAUGUGGGCUUGGCAGCCUCUUGGAAGAGGCAAAGUCAACCAACUAUCUCCUGUUGAUUUCCCGAUUAGAAGGAAAGAGCGUAAUCCCAUCAAAUGUAAGCUCUACUGGGCUAAUUCACUGCUGCGACCAAGCCGAGAUAAGAAGCACUCUUGUUUCUGCAAUGGACAGAAUGGAUAGUGUUAGACUCCAUAUCAUGGCUUUGCCUGAUAGUUCUGAUGCUCAAGCAAAUGAAAAACCUCUAAGCUUCAAACAACCGGAAAAUUUGUCCCUUAAAUGAACCUCACAAGAAUUCUAACAUUCAACAUAUAUAAUGUGAACCUUUCAAUGAAUGAAUAUGCAUGUAAAAACAGGUCGCAUUUAAGAA
This is a messenger RNA of Cucumis melo (muskmelon), 1825 nucleotides long. RefSeq lists its product as uncharacterized. The record is from RefSeq and is a predicted model, not a curated record. The transcript is spliced from 7 exons. NCBI's taxonomy places the organism in Eukaryota, Viridiplantae, Streptophyta, Magnoliopsida, Cucurbitales, Cucurbitaceae. The coding region runs from base 482 to 1738 and encodes 418 amino acids.